AUGUCUAUCUUUCAAGCUGGCGAACAGGUGGCUAGGCUUGCAUUAGACCAGCAUGCCCGCCAGGCCGCUAACCCUGAGAGUCGUGAGACCAUCAAUGUCACCAAGCUGAAGAACAUUGAUCGGCAGGCAGUUGUACAUGGAGUGGUACUCCAUGCAGCGAAGACCGGCACUCAGCUCAAUUCCAGCCACUGGCGCCUUUUCCUUCAGCUGGUGGCCCAAGAUCCAAGCCUGGGAAUACAGGGAUCGGCAUCCGUCGAGCUCAAUUCCAAGGCGCGACAGGCCGAUGGUGGAACAGUGCUGAUCAUUACCAGUCGCACUUAUCCAUUCUCAGAUGUGAAGAAUACCGCCCUGUGUCGCAAGUUCUACUCGUUCGACGGAUGGCUCGAAAUCUGGGCCAUAUGGAACGAUGUAGUCACUUAUGAACAGACAAUGGCGGAAACAUUCCCAUACAACAUCCCUCGGGGUAACCUUUACGGUCGGCGUCGUAAUGGGCUGCUCACGUACGUGCUCAGUCUGAGCCCAUACAUGAUAUAUGCUGACGUGCUGCUACUGAAUCAGCACUACGUGAAGGACACAUCCAACGGCACUUGCACCCCACCUCACACUGAGAUGUUGAUCAAGAACAAGAUGUGUAAUGAGACCAAUGUUGAGGGGGAGGAUGCUGCUGCUGCUGCUCAGGCUGCUGCCGACCCUCUUGUUGUCGCGAAUGGUGAGCUCGGACACUUCACAGUGGCUGCCAAACCGAACGGGUUCGUUCGCAUCCUUGAAGGCGGCUGGACGCUCCUCCACCUCAGGUCCUAG
Dacryopinax primogenitus is the source of this 801-nucleotide messenger RNA. RefSeq lists its product as uncharacterized. Lineage: Eukaryota; Fungi; Basidiomycota; Dacrymycetes; Dacrymycetales; Dacrymycetaceae. The coding region runs from base 1 to 801 and encodes 266 amino acids. The transcript is spliced from 4 exons. The record is from RefSeq and is a predicted model, not a curated record.